Suillus bovinus is the source of this 342-nucleotide messenger RNA. RefSeq lists its product as uncharacterized. Lineage: Eukaryota; Fungi; Basidiomycota; Agaricomycetes; Boletales; Suillaceae. The transcript has a single exon. The record is from RefSeq and is a predicted model, not a curated record. The annotation marks the transcript as partial.
UGGAUUCGGUCUAGCGUCACCAUUAACAUCCCAACUAAGUCACGGGAGGAUGGUCCUCUACCAUAUAUUAUUCCUGGGUUGCACUAUUGUCCUCUUAUUGGCGUGAUAUGCAUGGCUUUUGCGGAUGUCCAGGCAAGGGCAUUCCAUCUUAUGCCUUUCCAACGGUUGUGGAAAGACCCUUUGGAGGGCCAUCAGGAGCGGAUCUAUGAUGAGCUCUAUACAUUGGAUGCCUGGUUGGAAGCUCAGGAUAACCUUCAGAAGCUUCCAAAGGAACCUGGUUGUUCGCUGGAGCAUGUCGUCGCUGGGCUGAUGUUCUUUUCUGAUGCCACCCAUCAAGCAAAC